Molecule: messenger RNA, 1118 nt
Organism: Cuscuta epithymum
Lineage: Eukaryota; Viridiplantae; Streptophyta; Magnoliopsida; Solanales; Convolvulaceae
Source: the annotation of a GenBank genome assembly
GGCUAGGGCCUUGGGGUGCAAACCGUUUGAUGGGACGGGGGAUAUCUCGGAAGCAGCCGAGUGGAUAAAAAGGUUAAAUGAUGCAGCCGAUGACAUGCAAGUGGUUCCUGAACGGAAGUUAAGGGUAGCCACUAGAUUGUUGGAAGGUUUAGCUUCUACUUGGUGGGAAGGCAUCAAGGGUAAGUUUGACGGGGUUGUCACGUGGGACAACUUCGAGCAAUCAUUCUAUGAACAGUUUUAUACCUCUUUCGAAGUUAAUCGAAAGAGGAGGGAAUAUACAAAUCUCAAACAGGGCAAUGAGUUUACGGUGAAGCAAUUGGAACAAAGGUUCCGACAUUUGGCAAGGUUCUUGCCUGAAUAUGCCGCCAAUGAGGAUCGAAUGGCGAACCAUUUUUGGAAUGCACUGAAUUUGGAGGUACGCGAAAGGGCGACCUAUCAAUUCAACAUGACUUUUAGUCAAGUAGUAGCCCAGGGUCUCCAGGGGGAGGAGCUUUGGGAGGAAAGGCAAGCAAGGGGUGCUAAGGAAGCACAAGAAAGGGAUCAGAUGAUCAAUCAUCCUCUGCGACGAGAGAGGAAGUAUGACUUUCAAAGCGAGGGGGACUCUAGCAAGUUAGUUCCAUUUUCAAAAGGGAGCAAGGACUGGGUAAGUCAAAGCUCAAGCACUCGGGGCACGGGAGCGCCCAAAUGUGAGAUUUGUAGGCGGAGGCACCACGGGAUAUGUCUAGAACCAUCUAGAUGCUACUUUUGUGGGGAAACGGGCCACAUAAAGGCUCUUUGUCCUCAACGUGUACGGGGAGGAGCCUUGGGGGCCCACAGGGGAGUCACGGAGGUUGCAAACCCAACAGGGAUUGCUUCAAAUGUUUUACCAUCCACCAAUCAGGGGAGAACUCGCUCGUGAAGGCGAUGAAUGACAGAAGCUAUUUGUGGGAAUGACAAUGACAUAAGGUUGAAGCUAGAGCUUACUUCCUGCACCCGUUGCUCGGGAGAUCGAUGGAGAGAAGACGUGGUGUCACACCGAUAAUCCAUGAAGUUGAAGCACCGUUUCCCGAGGCUCUAAGGGAAACACGAAGGGUGGAGAAAGAUAAGGACAUCUAUGAGACAUUCUCUAAAUAUGAGGU